GAGAGAGCCAAGACCCAACUCAAGAGCCGAGGGGCAUCCAUCCAUAGUGUCCGUACUUAUCUUGUGAUUGUCGCCUUUUCUUCCUUUCUUCCUCCUCCUCUUCAUACAGGCAGCUUGUUUUUGUUGCACUCUUCAAAUAUGGACGCCAUCACAAACUUCCUCCAUAACGUACCGCAGCCUCUUCAGUGGGGUCUUGCUGGUAUUGGUGCUCUCUUCUUGGGAUCCAAGAUUCUGAGCUAUCUUCAGCUUGUCCUCAGCGCUUUCGUGCUCGGAGGCACCAACCUUCGCAAGUAUGGAAAGCCUGGUACCUGGGCCGUCAUCACCGGUGCCUCUGAUGGCCUCGGCAAAGAAUAUGCUCUGCAGCUCGCCGCCAAGGGCUUCAACCUCGUCCUCGUUUCCCGAACCCUCUCCAAGCUCGAGAGCCUCUCCGCUGAGAUUCAACAGAAGUACCCUGGAAAGGGUCUGCAAGUCAAGGUCCUUGACAUGGACUUCUCCCAGAACAACGAUGCCGACUACGAGCGUUUGAGCGAGCUUAUUUCUGGUCUUGAUAUUGGUAUUCUCAUCAACAACGUUGGCCAGAGUCACAGCAUCCCCGUUUCUUUCCUCGAGACCACCAAGGAGGAGCUUCAGAACAUUGUCACCAUCAACUGCAUUGGCACUCUCCGAGUUACCCAGGUCGUCGCUCCUAUUCUGAAGCAGCGAAAGCGCGGUCUUAUCCUCACCAUGGGAUCUUUCGGUGGCUGGACUCCUACUCCUCUCUUGGCGACAUACUCUGGUAGCAAGGCUUUUCUUCAGCAGUGGAGCAAUGCUCUCUCCGCUGAGCUUGCUGACCACAAUGUUGAUGUCUACCUUGUCCUGAGCCACCUUGUCACCACCGCCAUGAGCAAGGUCCGCCGCCCUAGCCUUCUUGUCCCUAACGCUCGCAACUUUGUCAAGGCUACUCUUGGCAAGAUUGGACUCGGUGGUUACCAGACUGCUCCUAACACCUACACCCCUUGGUGGAGCCAUGCUUUCAUGCUGUGGUUCAUUGAGAACAUUCCUGGUGCCAAUGGUCCUAUCACUAUUUUCUUCAACAAGAGGAUGCACGAGGACAUUCGACGCAGAGCUCUCCGCAAGGCUGCUCGCGAUGCUAAGAAGCAGUAAAUGAAGGAUGAAAACAGGGGGAAAGAAGUAGGAAACAUGCAAGAUACUCGAAACAUAAUUGAAAAGGAGGAAUAUAACAGCUGUGGAGGUCAACUCAGUUGUCAUGAGAGAUAGUUAGUGGUAUGACAACUGUAAUGUACUACAACUUAUGCAACCGCCUCAGAGCCCGUGAAGUCAAGAGUGAGUAACCUCAGGCGCUCCUUCAUGCUUGCCGUGCGUAUAUGACAACGUUGGCUUGAAGGACAAAGAGACCUGUGCAUUGUGCUACCUGAGCUACCUACCUAUGUUUGCCCAGCCUCGGGGGGCAAGAAAACAGCGAACCUCA
Fusarium verticillioides 7600 is the source of this 1468-nucleotide messenger RNA. Its product is annotated as 3-ketoacyl-CoA reductase. The transcript is spliced from 2 exons. NCBI's taxonomy places the organism in Eukaryota, Fungi, Ascomycota, Sordariomycetes, Hypocreales, Nectriaceae. The record is from RefSeq and is a predicted model, not a curated record. Gene Ontology annotation, molecular function: ketoreductase activity. The coding region runs from base 139 to 1143 and encodes 334 amino acids. Gene Ontology annotation, biological process: fatty acid elongation. Gene Ontology annotation, cellular component: endoplasmic reticulum.